Molecule: messenger RNA, 411 nt
Organism: Malassezia pachydermatis
Lineage: Eukaryota; Fungi; Basidiomycota; Malasseziomycetes; Malasseziales; Malasseziaceae
Product: rna-binding protein with serine-rich domain 1-like protein
Exons: 3
Coding region: 1-411 (136 amino acids)
Biological process (GO): mRNA splicing, via spliceosome
Cellular component (GO): cytoplasm; nucleoplasm; ASAP complex
Molecular function (GO): RNA binding
Source: RefSeq, a predicted model, not a curated record
AUGAGCGACGAUGCGACGAUGACAUAUGCUGCUUCAUCUCCUCCCACGGAAUCCCACAAAGGACGCCCCGUGGUAUACGUGUACGGCUUGACGCCUCGCGUCUUGGAGCGGCACUUGGACGAAAUUUUCGGGUUUUACGGCCCCAUCAAACGACUGCGUUUGUUUCCCCAUGAACGGCCCAGUGCGAUGAUUGAGUUCGAGCAGGAGGACAGUGUAGAAUUGGCACUAUCCCAUAUGGAUCAGGGACAGAUCGAUGGCGCUCACGUCACAGUGAGCAUUGACCCACGCCCAGAUCUCGAAGAAGCGCCGCUGCACAGUCCUGCGCCGUGGAAAGAGCGCAAACUCGGACAGGCGCCGGAGCCCGUCGAUGGAGCGACGUGGCAGCACUUCCCCCCAUUGGAACUACAAUGA